UGUCAUGUCUUACGACAGACUCCUAGUCAAAUGUCAAAGUUAAAUUAGUUGCUUCUUAAUAGAGCGGUGGCGCAGCCUCGGCAAACUCAACCAAACGCAACCGUGUUUUUGGUUUUUCUUUGCAAACGCUUUUGACACUUUCCCUCCUACUUUUCUGUGCUUUUACUUUCCCUCCUUCGUUUCUUCACUUCGAAGUUUUCGCUUUGUUUCAUCUUCCAUUGAUCUAUUACAAUUCUCCUCUGAGCUUCGUGUCCACCAUUUUCUUCUGUCUACUGCAACAGUUACAGACCCAAGGUAGCUUAUCUAACACGCACGCGACUAUUCCAAAAUUUUCUGCUUCUUUCGUUUGGAAACGAAGGUUUUGAUUUGGUAAUUGGUUACUUAAGGUGACAUAUUAUUAUUAGGUGAGUUAGGAAAGUAUGAGUGAGAGCUUGAGGAAUGCAAGUGGGAGCUCCAGCUCGAGUUUGAACAGCAGCUUCCAGGACACAGAGGAUGAUCAAACUAUAGCAAGCAUAUUAGCAGAAGAGGAAAGUCUCAAGGAGGAAAACAGGCUUGGCAAGCGGCUUUCCCAUUUAAAUUCCAUUCCGCACACUCCCCGUGUUAAUGGAGAGAUUCCUGACGUAAAUGAUGCAACACAGGACCACGGGAUGCUUUCUGAAAGGUUAGUUACAUAUGGUUUGACAGAGCUACAAAUGGAGGGUGAUGGGAAUUGCCAGUUUCGAGCUUUGGCGGAUCAGUUGUUCGGUAAUCCUGAAUACCACAAGCAUGUAAGGAGGCAGGUUAUCAAGCAGCUAAAGCAUCACAAAAAAUUGUAUGAAAGUUACGUUCCAAUGGAGUACAAAAGCUACCUGAAGAAGAUGAAAAAAUCAGGGGAGUGGGGAGAUCAUGUUACUCUACAAGCAGCUGCGGACCGUUUUGAAGCCAAAAUUUGUUUAGUCACCUCCUUCAGAGACACUUAUUAUAUUGAGAUCCUUCCGACUAACAAAAGACUCACCAGAGAGCUAUGGCUUAGCUUUUGGAGUGAAGUGCACUAUAACUCAUUGUAUUCAACCGGAGAUGUUCCUUCUAGAGCACCCAAAAAGAAGUAUUGGCUCUUUUAGACAGAUGACAGAUUAUGAAAUCAUGAGAAGAACAUAGUUUAUUUUUAAUAUUUAGCGAGGAGCAUAUUUGUACAAAUUACGUUAUACGUAUAGCUAAAUUUAGUGAACUUGUUGUACAGAUCUAAUUUUCCUGCCGAGUGCAAUACUUAUGUUAGAAUACUAAAGUA
Molecule: messenger RNA, 1267 nt
Organism: Lotus japonicus
Lineage: Eukaryota; Viridiplantae; Streptophyta; Magnoliopsida; Fabales; Fabaceae
Product: OVARIAN TUMOR DOMAIN-containing deubiquitinating enzyme 11
Exons: 10
Coding region: 420-1100 (226 amino acids)
Biological process (GO): protein deubiquitination
Molecular function (GO): cysteine-type deubiquitinase activity
Source: RefSeq, a predicted model, not a curated record